Gracilinanus agilis (Agile Gracile Mouse Opossum) is the source of this 630-nucleotide messenger RNA. Its product is annotated as geminin-like. Gene Ontology annotation, biological process: negative regulation of cell cycle; negative regulation of DNA replication. Bases 1 to 630 code for a protein of 209 amino acids. The transcript has a single exon. Gene Ontology annotation, cellular component: nucleus. Lineage: Eukaryota; Metazoa; Chordata; Mammalia; Didelphimorphia; Didelphidae. The record is from RefSeq and is a predicted model, not a curated record.
AUGAAUUCCAGAAUGAAGCAGAAAAGAGAAGAAUCCAAAGGAACAAUAAAGAAUUAUUUCAUGGACAAAGCAAAUGACAGUCUUCUACCAAGACAAACACUCAAGAUGAUUCAGCCAUCUGUAGCUGGUUCUCUGGUUAGCAGAGUAAAUGAGUUAAACUCUAUGAAGGCAUCAUCCAAAAGGAAGCUUUGGAAUGAUCAACUAAUAUCCAUGUCUUCUAACACCGAUAUUGCUAUAGAGCCAGAGCAUAGUGAAAAUGAAAAUCUUGAAGGAGUCUCUCAAGAAGCUUUUGAUCUCAUGAUUAAAGAAAACCCUUCUUCUCAAUACUGGAAGGAAGUGGCAGAAAAACUGAGAAAGGUUCUUUAUGAAAUACUACAAGAAAAUGAGAAACUAUACAAAGAAAUCGAACAUAAGGACAAUGAAAUUGCCCACCUAAAAGAAGAAAAUAAGGAACUGGCAGAACUAGCAGGACAUGUGCAAUAUAUGGCCGAUAUAAUAGAAAGGUUAACUGGGCAGUCUGUAGAAAACUUUGAAUUACAGGACAAUCUAGCAUUUGAGGAUUCUGAUUCUGGAAGAGAAGAAGUAGACAAAGAUUCUGAAGAAAAUAGCCAGAUCGACACAUAUGAUUGA